Messenger RNA from Triticum turgidum subsp. durum (durum wheat), 1092 nucleotides. The record is from the annotation of a GenBank genome assembly. Lineage: Eukaryota; Viridiplantae; Streptophyta; Magnoliopsida; Poales; Poaceae.
AUGGCCGAGCACCUCGCGUCGAUCUUCGGCACGGAGAAGGACCGCGUGAACUGCCCGUUCUACUUCAAGAUCGGCGCGUGCCGGCACGGCGACCGCUGCUCCCGCCUGCACAACAAGCCGUCUGUCUCGCCCACGCUGCUGCUCUGCAACAUGUACCAGCGCCCCGACAUGAUCACCCCGGGCGUGGACGCGCAGGGCAACCCCAUCGACCCCGUCAAGAUCCAGGGCGACUUCGAGGACUUCUACGAGGACAUCUUCGACGAGCUCAGCAAGCACGGCGAGGUCGAGAACCUGCACGUCUGCGACAACCUCGCCGACCACCUCAUUGGCAACGUCUACGUGCAGUUCAGGGAGGAGGACCAGGCCGCCAAGGCCCUCCAGGCGCUGCAGGGGAGGUUCUACUCGGGCCGCCCCAUCAUUGCUGAGUUCUCGCCCGUCACCGACUUCAGGGAGGCCACCUGCCGGCAGUUUGAGGAGCACAACUGCAACCGCGGAGGGUACUGCAACUUCAUGCAUGUCAAGGAGAUAGGCAGGGACCUGAGGAAGAGGCUGUAUGGGCACCUGCAUAGGUCCGGGAGGAGCCACAGCAGGAGCAGCCGGAGCCCGAGCCCCUACCGUCACCAUGCCAGGGACCGUGAUCGCUCCUCACGGUCUAGGGACCGCGGCGACUACUAUGNNGUAGCUUGGACCGUGGCGACUAUGGUGACUACUACCACCAUAGCCGGAGGAGCAGCGAGAGGAACCGCAACUAUGACAGUGAUGGGAGCAGGUGCCGGCGACACAGGUCCAGGACUAGGAGCCCCGUCAGGGAGGGCAGCGAGGAGAGGAGGGCGAAGAUUGAGCAGUGGAACCGUGAAAGGGAGGCGCCUGCCAGGCAGGGCAGCGAAGAGAGGAGGGCGAAGAUCGAUCAGUGGAACCGUGAGAGGGAGACUGCUCAGGCGUGAGAUCUCCUGUCUGACUGCAGGUUCUGUCAGAUGUGUAAAAGUUUACGUCAGGCACACAUUGUUAUGUGAAAACAAGUUCAGCAAUCGGCGGAUUGCUUUGCUCAGGAAGCUUGUUCGAGUGCAAUUGCAAGUUUGCAACGGGAACUGA